Messenger RNA from Komagataella phaffii GS115, 2238 nucleotides. Its product is annotated as transcription factor. Gene Ontology annotation, biological process: regulation of DNA-templated transcription; DNA-templated transcription. The transcript has a single exon. NCBI's taxonomy places the organism in Eukaryota, Fungi, Ascomycota, Pichiomycetes, Pichiales, Pichiaceae. Bases 1 to 2238 code for a protein of 745 amino acids. The record is from RefSeq and is a predicted model, not a curated record. Gene Ontology annotation, molecular function: DNA-binding transcription factor activity, RNA polymerase II-specific; DNA binding; zinc ion binding.
AUGGACAAUACAAGAAAGAAACUAAAGCAUGUUAGUAAAGCAUGUCUGAGGUGUCGUGGAAGGCACAUGAAGUGUGAUGGUCAACAACCUGUUUGCGGAAGAUGUGUGGAUGAGGAAGCCGAAUGCAUCUAUGUUAAAAGUAACAGAGGUGGAAGCCGUAAAAAGGGAGUCAGCAGAUUCAACAAAGACGAUUCAGAUUCUUCCCAUCGACUGCCUGAUCUGGAGAAACAGCAAUUGGAUGAUUUGAUGCGUCUUCCUUGCACAAAAAACCCAGAUGGCUCGUUGAAUUUUGGUAAAGCGGCUAGCCUAACUUGUGAUAAGGACUGUUUGAACCACUCAACUGACGAAAUACCAUCGUGUAUGAGUCAAUCAGAUACGCUACAUCCCACUUUCAAUGGUAAACAAGCUAUAGACGUCAAUCAGGUGUUGUUCACAGAUAAGCCCCCCAGACACAAAAGAUCUUUUACGGAGCCAAUAACGAUUCCUUCUAGCAUGAUUGAGGAUCUGGAUCUAGAGAAAAUUAUCGACAACUAUUACACUUUAUUCCAUGAUGUUCAUCCAUUCUUACCUCAUCGCGUUGAGAUCACGGAUUAUCUCAAUAGUAUACCCAACAAUUAUGAUUUGAUAUUAGCCAUGAAAUUGAUCGGAGAUGGUCAAGCUACUACCAUAUACGCCAAAGACUCUGAGAGUGUCAAUUUUACUGUGUUGAGAAUUUUGAACUACGUGAAACAAAUUGGGAAAGAUUUCGUAACUCUACAAACGUUGUUAUUGUUGUCAAUGGUUGCCCACAUUUCAAGCUUGCACGACUUGAGUGCUAUGUUGAGAAAAAAUCUCGUUGACCUUUGCUUGGAACUUCAACUUAACUAUCUAGAUGAUUCAAACUUGAUAGGCUCAAUGAAGGUGGAUAUCAAUGAAUUCCCGGUGAACCCAGAAGAUGGAAAUCACCAAGUUGUGGAGACUAUUGUUUCAACUCCACGGACCUCACAUAUCAAUAAAGAUGUUCUCAUUGAAACGAUAAGGCGGACAUUCUGGGAAUGUUAUUUCUUUGAUACCAUCAGUGGCACAGCUAAUGGGGUUUCUAUCUCCAGGUUAACCAUGAUUCACGCAUUGAUACAAUGGCCUACGCAGCCUCGUCUUGAGCAAUUUGACUAUAAGUCACGUUCAAGAGCCUGUAAACUUGUCAACGAUGCAAUCAGGCUGAACGUGGCUUUGCAAGAAGAUAAAGAGAUAGAUUCUCAUCUCACUAAAAUGAAAGCUGCUAUUGGCAAUUGGGAGAUGCAGCUGGAGAACCCAGAACUAUUUGAAACUCCGUACCUGAUAAACAGAUCUGGAUUUGUUAAUGAGGGUAUUCAUCAGGCCAUGAUGUUGUUCAAUUAUGCCAGAAUUUUCACUCACAGACCAUUUUCAUAUCUUUGGCGACCAGAAGUUGAACUUAACUGCGACACACGAUCAAGCUACAAAGAUGGUAAAAAGUUUGCACGGAAACUGGAAUUUGACUCUAGGAAAAUCAUUGAAACCAGAAAAACCAUAGAGAGCGCAAAUUCUAUUGCUAAGACACUACUGGACACUUCCCCAUCUAAUAUCCGCAAGAGAACACCAUUUUAUGCCUGUUCAUUAGCAUUCGCAUGCUUGAUUCAUUUGAGUGCUUACGCUUGGGUUGAGUCAAGUAUCAAAUAUUUUGAGGAAAAUGAAGAUUUUGAUCUAGAGGAUAUUGUCAAGAGUUUUGAUGUAUCUGAGCUUUCUAUUUACGUGGAAUAUAUCAAGUUGGAAUUAGGUGGUAUAUACUCAAUUUCGACACACUGGUCACUGUCAUCGAAGUUGGCUAAUCACAUCAAGGAAACGAUUGCAAAGGUUUCUCCUGCAUUAUCUGCCACCAUCGACCCAACAUUCAUCAAGCUUAAUAGAACGUCAAACCGACAACUUCCAGUUUCAUUGGAGAAUAGUAUAUCGACUGGAAGCAGUUCACAAUUAUUGGACAGUAGCAGGCCAAGAACUGCUAUGACAACAAAUUCAAUCCCUCAAUCUACCUCAUUAACUUCAAACUCGAUAAGCGCUAGCCACUUUCAGUCACAAAUGGUGCAGCCUGUUCAGGAUUCAGAAUUCCAUCAAGAAAUGACCUCAGGGUUCGACCGACUAAUCAGCCCCAUAUAUUUUCCCUCGCCAGAUUCGGCCUAUUCAGAUACGGGUUGCGAUUGGAUUGAUAAGAAUUUUCUUGAACUUGACAACUUUCAGGUAUGA